Messenger RNA from Gasterosteus aculeatus aculeatus (three-spined stickleback), 2869 nucleotides. It is a transcript of the gene vps37d, whose product is annotated as VPS37D subunit of ESCRT-I. The record is from RefSeq and is a predicted model, not a curated record. Gene Ontology annotation, cellular component: ESCRT I complex. NCBI's taxonomy places the organism in Eukaryota, Metazoa, Chordata, Actinopteri, Perciformes, Gasterosteidae. Gene Ontology annotation, biological process: protein targeting to membrane; ubiquitin-dependent protein catabolic process via the multivesicular body sorting pathway; protein targeting to vacuole.
AAGUGCAGUGGCCGCCGGUCGGCGCGCUCGUUGACGCCGCCGCGUGCGGGCCGAUCGGCAUUCCGAUGUGGGGAGCGAUGUAACCGCCGUGCGGACUCCGCGUCUCCUCCGGCCGCCCCCACGCCGCCCGCGAGGACCCAACAUGUCCGACCCGAAGGAGGCGAACUCUUGUCCCGACGGCUACCGCGCCCUGAGCGCCGGCGAGCUGAGGGAGCUUCUGCUGAACGACGACAAAAUGGACCAAAUCCUCCGGCUCAAUGAGAAGCUCCAGGAGCUCCAGGUGGACCGGGAGACGCUGCAGGCGACCAACCGGAGGCUCGCCGAGGACAGCCUCGCCCGACAGCCCCGCCUGUGCAACGGCAAAGUCCAACUGGCGGAGAAAUACCGGGAGCUGUCCAACCUGGCAACGGCGUGCCGGGAAAAACGGAGUCAGCUCGGGGCUCACCUGGAGAAACGCGGGCUGCAGACGGCGCUAAGCCUCCUGCAGAGAGUGCUCGUCCGAGGCUCGGAGGAGCUGCUGGAGAAGUUCAUGGAGGGAACCGCGAGCCUGGACCACUUCCUGGACUCCUUCCAGAGCUCCAGGAAGACGUACCACGUCCGCCGGGCCCAGGCGGAGAAGAUGCAGGAGGCCGCGCGGGCCAAGCGGCCGGCGAGCAGGGCCAAGGGGGCGGCGGCGGAGGAGAGCGGGGGGGUGAAGCGGGACUCGGAGCCGCGGCGGCUCAACGGCUUCGUAGCUCAGGGGCCCCUCCGCGUGUUCCAGGUCCGCUACGGCCUCACGCCCGCCAUCCUCCUCCCGCACCACCCCGUCUCGCCACCCGCCUCGGCGCCGAGCUGCGCUCCGCCGGCCGAGCCCCAGCCGGGCCACGCCCACGUCCUCGCCAACCCGAUGGCGGGCCACGGCCAGCCGGUGGGGCUCAGGGUCAUCGGACAGUUACCGGGCGGCUGGCCGGCCAACGGGAGGCCCGUGAGGAUGCAGCAGCUUUACAGGCCGAACCCCCAACAGCCGGAACCGCCGUACCGAUAGCGCCCCCGAGAGGAAGAGGGAGGGAGGGCCGGGGGCGUGAUGAAGAGCUGCCAAACAGUGACCGUCACAGCCACGCGGGCUGAGACUGAUCGGGAAGCACCGCCGACGACCAACAUGAUCAAACCUCAUUGUUCUCCUCUGGAGAUGGAAACGUAUGCAGCGAUCUGCCGGCCGAUUUGGGCGUUUUUGGUCUUCGCUCCACCGUUGCCGUGGCUGCGAGUGGAAGGCCGCCGGCGAGGAUGCGGAGACGCUCGGCUCGGUCGCGCCGCUUCAGUCCGAGCGUCUAACUAUGAUUUAAGUUGUUUAUCUUUCGUGGGUCUGAAGCUUUAUUUCGGUGUCGUGAUCAUGUUGCUCCUGAAGGGACGGCGGCUCGUCGACACACAUCUCGUAUCCGUCUACAGACUACAGACGUCCACGUUUCUUUCUCCUCGGGAAGAUGUAAACCGUUUUUAGUUAUUUUAUUAUUUUUAUAUAUCUAUACUUUAAACUGAGUUUGUGCUGCACAUCUCAGUAGAGAAAACGAAACAGAAAGGAUGUCAUUGUUCACUCAGCGACGCAUCAAUAAAAUGAUGUUUUUAAUAUAAACUUUUGUUUUUCGCCUCAUCAAAACCGCAACAAUCACACAAGAUCACCAACGCUGACGAUUACAUCCAGUUAAAACCAAAACAAAUGGAGAGAGUGGUAUUAAUUAUUCCCAGAACAUAACCUGUCAAUAACGCCCCCCCCCCUUCCAUAAAAAGCCGCCUUGUGCAAUCUCAUGAACCGUGUUGGAGCUCACACAUUUUAUUUAUUCAUGUAAAUCCGAUUUUAAAUGGCCGACUUCAAAGCUUCUUGUUUAGCGUGGAUAAAUGAAGAGCUGCUCCUCUUUCAAACCCCCCCCGAGGACGAAGAGUGAGGGGAAUUUCAUCUGUGAGACAAACACAAGGAUGUUGGUCUCCGCAUUCAACCUUCUGCUUUUAAAGCAGAUCUCUGGAUUGUAGUUUUUUCUCAUCGACUCAUUUUACGAAGAGGAAUGUUCUUCAGUGCAUUUGAAGACUCGAGGGCGGUUCUGUUGUAUCUUUCAUGUCAAAUAACACAAACCAACUGCCGAGAUCUGUGACUGAAGCUACGAGGCUAAAAAUAACUUAUGUAAUAUUGAACUGAAGCAUCAGCAGCUUAUGGAAAGAUGAGAAUAGAAGCUGCUACAAAAGAGCAAGUUUGGUUUAAUUUUGGUUUGUUUGUUUUUCUCUCUGACUUCCUAUUUAUUGAGACAUUUUGGUGAAGCUGUUGUCUGUUGCCACAUUCGGAUCUGUACAGUGUUUUUAAUUAAAUUCUCAAACGUUUGCCACAAGAUACAAUAGAUUCUUUUAAAGUGUGAAAGCACCGUUCUCGAUGUCGAGGUGUUUGGUCAAACAUGUCAUACUUUAUUUUAUUCCUCGGCCCAACUGAUUUCUAUUGGUUUCUUUUUGUCAUAACUACAAUUAAAUUAAAAGUAAAGUUUGAUCUAUUUGAGUUGCUUCUUGCGACUCUUAAAGGAACAGCUCAACGUUUGUGGUAAAUCAUCUCGUUUGCUUUCCCGGAGGAGCUGGAUGGAACCUCGACGACGCUUUCCAGAGGUGCAAAUGUCGGCGCUGAAGGAAUCCGCCUCGGGCCUUCGUUCUAUCUAUGAAACCCGCAGGAGGGAAAUGUCAACGUGUGGGAAAAUUCUGAUCUUUGACCUCGUUACACAAAAGGAAAAUAACCAAUCCGACGGCUUCGUCGGCUCAUAAGUGGAUUACUGGUGUCUGGAUGAUGAUAAUUAACCGAAUCAGAGCUUUAUGGAUUUACAGCAAGAAAACCUAAAUAAGACCGUUAAAGGUCCUCGUA